AUGCGCCACGUCGGGUCGCAUCUCAAGUCCCUCGUCCUCUCCCGAGCUCUCCAGGGGGCCGCCGCGUCUCACGCCGCAGGGGACGCCGCAACAACAGUCAACGUUUGGGAGAACGAGGAUCUGAGCUUGCAUCUGCGCCACGUGGCAAAAUACUGCACGUCGUUGCGAUCGCUCUCUCUGGGUUCGCUGUCGCUGUCGUCGUCGCUCCUCUCGUCGCCCACCUCUCGCCUGCCAACCAUGCGACACUUGGAGCACCUGUCGCUCUCCUGGAUUCACGCGUCCACUGAGAGCCUCCAGGCCAUCCUCGACGCGGCGCCUAACCUCCGCCGCCUCUCAAUUUUCAUGGCCACGGGCAGCCCGCGGAUAAAUCUUCGCCUGCCCGCUACACUGGAGCAUGUCGAGCUGGCGUACAUGCGCGCCGAGUCGUGCACGCUUUCGAACGCGCGCUCCCUCCGCUCGCUCUCCGUCCGCGACAUGUUCAUCCGCUCCGUCCAAAUUCACGGCGCUUCGGAUCUUCGCCACGUGGCAGUCGCGAGCGCGAGUCUGCUGGAAAUCACCGCCCCGGAGUCGGCGAAAAUCUCGUCGCUCAAUCUGAAAGCGGGGUCUUUCUGCUGGACGGCGAUGCAGACGCUUGUGCAAUCCAACGGUUCAGAACUCACCUCCUUGUCUCUGGACUUCUUCUCGGCAGGUUUGGGUGCCCUUACCUCGAGCAUCUUCUCCCUGACAUGGCUCGCAGCUAUGUGUCCGAACCUGAAGGCGCUCAGCUUCGGCGCGCUGCCGUGGCAGCUGGUCGUGUCCUGGGCUGUGGCCUCAGGGGUGCUCCAGUCCGCCGGCGCUGCCACGUCAGCGCGGUGGCCGCAGCUGGAGGAGCUAAAGGCCGAGAUGGCCGAGAUGGACGAGGGAGAGGAGUACGAGGAAGAGGAGGGCGAGGAUGAAUGCAUGCAACAAGAGGAGGUGGAGGAAGAAGCAGAGGACGGCGAGGAAGCAGUUCCGGAACGAUUCCGUCGAAGCGUUGUGAUCGCGCAUGGCGGUUCAGCCUUCCUCAGAAGAGCCGCACCUGCAGUGGAAUACCGCGACCAGGAAUACCACGCGAAGGCAGCGAGCAAGCAGGAGCUGUUUAUGAAGGGGUUGAUGUGCCUGCAGCAGCGAUUUUCCCGGGUAAACUUGUGCCUACCAGUCCUGUACAGAUCGAGCAGCGCGUGA
Molecule: messenger RNA, 1203 nt
Organism: Closterium sp. Naga37s-1
Lineage: Eukaryota; Viridiplantae; Streptophyta; Zygnematophyceae; Desmidiales; Closteriaceae
Source: the annotation of a GenBank genome assembly